ACUUUAACCCCAUGGGUCGGGCUGAGGAAAAUCAACAUAUCCUAUUGGUGCUGGGAGGACAUGUCCCCCUUCACCAACACCCUGCUCCAGUGGCUCCCCGACGAACCCAGCGACGCCGGAUUUUGUGGUUAUUUAGCCGAGCCUUCCCCGCAGGGGCUGAAGGCAGCGACGUGCAUCAACGAAGUCAACGGCAGCGUCUGCGAAAGGCCAGCCAACCACAGCGCCAAGCAGUGCCGCACGCCCUGCGCCCUGCGGACACUGUGCGGGGAGUGCACGAGCGGCAGCUCCGAGUGCAUGUGGUGCAGCAACAUGAAGCAGUGCGUGGACUCCAACGCCUAUGUGGCCUCCUUCCCCUACGGGCAGUGCAUGGAGUGGUACACCAUGAGCAGUUGUCCGCCUGAAAACUGUUCAGGCUACUGCACAUGUGCUCACUGUUUGGAGCAGCCCGGUUGUGGCUGGUGCACCGAUCCCAGCAACACCGGCAAGGGGAAAUGCAUCGAGGGCUCUUACCGGGGUCCGGUCAAGAUGCCGACCCCAUCCGCACCAGGGAAACACGACCUGGAGCCCGUCCUGAACAUCAGCAUGUGUCCUGCGGAGAACAGCUACAACUGGUCCUUCAUCCAGUGUCCAGCCUGCCAGUGUAACGGGCACAGUAAGUGUGUAAACGAAAGCAUCUGUGAGAAGUGUGAAAAUCUGACCACGGGCAAACACUGCGAAACCUGCAUCUCGGGCUACUACGGCGAUCCGACUAACGGAGGAACGUGUCAGC
Messenger RNA from Mesitornis unicolor (brown roatelo), 769 nucleotides. Its product is annotated as attractin-like. Gene Ontology annotation, cellular component: Golgi apparatus. The record is from RefSeq and is a predicted model, not a curated record. The transcript is spliced from 4 exons. Lineage: Eukaryota; Metazoa; Chordata; Aves; Mesitornithiformes; Mesitornithidae. The annotation marks the transcript as partial.